Messenger RNA from Triplophysa dalaica, 2458 nucleotides. RefSeq lists its product as uncharacterized. The transcript has 14 exons. Lineage: Eukaryota; Metazoa; Chordata; Actinopteri; Cypriniformes; Nemacheilidae. Bases 1157 to 2095 code for a protein of 312 amino acids. The record is from RefSeq and is a predicted model, not a curated record. Gene Ontology annotation, molecular function: protein binding.
AUAUUUUUACAUGUUAGAAAUUCGUGGCUUAUCCCCUUAGUGGAUGUAAAAGAGUGUCGUCAUAUUUUUAUUCUUAUUUUAAUCGACUUAAAUCGACCUUCUCCUGUCCUUGUUGGUAUUUCGAGUUAGUUAUGUACAACUGGCGCCAUUUGUCGAUGUUAAUUUCAGAUGUCAAAUAUUUAUUUAAUGUGAUUUGUUUUAAUGUAAUAUAAAACUGUAUUGAUGCCCUAUGAGAAGCUGCAGCUUCAGAUGCCGCAGCUUCUAGAAUCAACUUCUAAUGUUACAUAAAUGUGAUGUAGAAAAGUAAGUUGAUAUCGAAUGUAAUUAUUAAGAAAGAUGAAGGUAAUUAUUCAGAAAUGUAAGGAAAAGUGGUGUCGUCCCCUUGUGCGGAGCAAACUGCUAAUAUGUCAGAUCGUCUAAACACUCAUACGAUAUACUUUUAUUUAAUUAUUUAUCGAAGUUCAAAUAUAAAACACUGUAGAGAAUAAGCAUAAAGUCCACAAAAUGUCUCUUGGUCGCGUGAUUUAAAAUAAUCGUAACGGGACGGCUUGAAGGUUUAGCUGGUUACUGCUGGUUAAUGCGUUCUGUAACACGUGAUGCUGCUCGCUCCCAUAGCGACCUUGAUUCACACACGUUGGUCAGUUCAAGAGUGAAAAAUGUUUAAUGUGAUUUAUGUAAUUAUAUAUCGCUUAUGUGAUAUAAUGAAAAGCUAUUUCGUGUCUAUUCAUCUAUAAUUAAACUGGUUGAUAUGGGAUUUAUAACGUAGGACAUUUCGUAGAGCGGUUUAUGUAAUUGUAAUGAUAAAAUAGUUCAACAUUCAAUAACUACGAGUUUAAAAGGGAGUGUAUUUCAAACAACAAACAACUUAAGCAUGUUAUUAAUAUAAUACUGUUUAUAAAGAUUGACUUUGCAUUGUAUUUUGUAGUGAGUCGAAUGAUGAGACGUGGCAGAGGAUUAAAUCCUCUCAAAGAUGCCAUACACCAUGUGAAAAUGGGGAAAGACAAAAACAUAAUAUCAGAGCGAUACAUUAAUCCCGCCAAAGGACAUCGAUGCAGGUGAAGAAAUAUUAUACGAUUAUGGAGGACAUAACUUGCCAUGGCGUUCUCGCCAUGGACAGGAACAUUACAAGCACCUUCAUGAGCCCGUUGCUCCAACCAUGACAGCAUGUGACAUCAGGUCUCCUACAGAGCACCUUCAUGAGCCUGUCGGUCCAGCCAUGACUGCAUGUGACAUCAGGUCUCCUACAGAGCACCUUCAUGAGCCUGUCGCUCCAGCCAUGAGGGCAUGUGACAUCACAUCUCCUACAAAGCACCUUCAUGAGCCUGUCGGUCCAGCCAUGACGGCAUGUGACAUCAUGUCUCCUACAGAGCACCUUAAUGAGCCUGUCGCUCCAGCCAUGAGGGCAUGUGACAUCACAUCUCCUACAAAGCACCUUCAUGAGCCUGUCGCUCCAGCCAUGAGGGCAUGUGACAUCACAUCUCCUACAAAGCACCUUCAUGAGCCUGUCGGUCCAGCCAUGACGGCAUGUGACAUCAGGUCUCCUACAGAGGACAUAACCGUUGGAUCCCAGCAGGAAUCCACAAGACCAGGCAGCGGUGAUGAUGAAAGAGGAAGAAAGAGAAAGAGAAAAGAGAAGAACAUUGGAGUGAGAAGGAGAGAGACAGCCAGAGUUUGCAAAGCACAUCAACUUGUCAAAGAGGAGAUGAUUUCGCUUGAAAAAUGUUCUGUUUGCUCUGGACCGGUUUCCCCACUGAAGUGGUGGGGGCUGAAAUGUAAAGGGCUUUUGGAAAGCAGGCCAUGUCCAAACACAUCAGAAGGACUAAAAGCUGACAGACAAAUCUCUGAAAACGAUGUCUCUAGCAGAGGAAGGCGGAUGCCCAAAAGGAGACCAUGGACGAAACCUGAGGUGAACGCUGUGAUGAGACACUUCAAAAUGCACAUCAGCAAAGCUCACUUGGCAACAAUGAGGGAGUGUGAGGUCUGCAAAAGGUGCGAGCAUCCGGUCCUUCAAAACCGGUCCGUCCAAAUAUACGUGAUUUUGUACGGAACCGAGGGCGAAAUUUUAAACACGUGGAAAAUUAAGUCGAAAUUUUAAUGUUCGUAGUCCAAGGGGCUAAUAAUCUGUUUGACACAUUUUAGUUCUACUCUUUUAACUUGUAAUUUUUUUGAUAAAAAUGUAUGUAUUUAUUAGUUUCAAAAUAGAAAUUUUAAGAAAACAUGUUUUAUUCUCCUGCUGGUAGUGUUGAUCAUUUUAGUUUAUAUGUUUAAUCUGAGGGACUAUAGACCUCUGUUGAUGUUUUUUUAACUUUAACAUUUGUGGUGUUUCAUGAAGUUGGGUUAUGUUUUUCAUUCCUGUCCCUGAAAGGCAAUGUUUUGUACCUGUCAAUGUACAAUAUUUGACAAUAUGUUGUUGAAGAUUCAACACUUGCAACAUUAUAAUAAAUUACUACUAAUUUGA